AUGGCCUCACAACAGGUGACGAAGACGCCCUUCCAGAAGAUCCUGGACCCGACCAAGAUCGGAACGUGGAAUAUUGUGCGCCGUCCACCCGUCGAGAACCACAGCAUUAUCCAGGGCAAGCCGCGCGAGCAGAACUCCAAUGCCUUCAAGACGCAUCAGGCCAAGGAGGGAACUCGGUUACGAAAGGCCUUGAAGGCACUCACUCAUGGCAAGAACAUCUUUGCCUAUCACAAUAUUCGCACGAAUCAAGUCGUGUACUCUCUCACUCGGUAUUUGGAGAACAACACCACCCUGAAACAACUCCUCUACCACGGCAAAAAGACCGUCCCCGCCCGACUCCGCAAAGACAUGUGGGUCCCCUACUUCAGCGUGCACUUCAACGACAGCAAGAUCGGGCUACGAGCAUACCACCUCCUCCGGGAAUUCAGCAUGCAGCGACAACUCUCCCCACCCAAAGAAAUGAUCACCAUCACGGACGCCUGGAUCGACCAGAAACGUCCGCGCGACCCAAAGGGCGCCGAAGACUUCCUGGAGAAAUACAAGGAUAAGAUCGGACGGAUCAUGCCCAAGCACCACCGCAAGCGCGCCGUCAUGGAUCAAAAGGCCACUAGUGUGGCGGAUAUUGCGGCCGUGCUGAAGAUCCAGGAAGAGGAGGUGGCUAAUGGCUUUGCGGAUGGGAAGAGGGGUUACUUGACUCCUACUGCGCGGAAGAGGAGACGUGCUGCUCGCGCUAAGGAGGAGGCGGUUGCGAACGAGCAGGCGGCUAGAGUGGCUGGGUUGGAGCAGGCGUUGAGUAGUGAGGUUGUGGAGUAUAAGGUCCAGGAGACCAAGGAUACGUCUGGUGCGUUGGAGGAUAUGGGAGUUAAGAUCCUUUGGAGGGAUUUGCAUGAUGCUAGGUUUGCGGAGAACUGGCCUGAGAGGGUUAGACAUGGUGAGUUGGAAUUGUCUCGCGAUCAUGUCAUGCCUGGUCAGAAGGGUCUGCGUUCGGAGGUCCUGGCUGAGGGUGAGUUCCGUGAGAGGACGGAGCAGCAGCAGCAGCAGCAGGAGGUUGAGAAGAACUAA
Molecule: messenger RNA, 1062 nt
Organism: Aspergillus tubingensis
Lineage: Eukaryota; Fungi; Ascomycota; Eurotiomycetes; Eurotiales; Aspergillaceae
Product: mitochondrial 54S ribosomal protein mL67
Exons: 2
Coding region: 1-1062 (353 amino acids)
Biological process (GO): positive regulation of mitochondrial DNA replication; DNA recombination
Cellular component (GO): mitochondrial large ribosomal subunit; nucleus
Molecular function (GO): DNA strand exchange activity; structural constituent of ribosome; single-stranded DNA binding
Source: RefSeq, a predicted model, not a curated record